UGCUGUGCACCCAAGGAGGGCCGGGGAGCCUCUGCAGAAGAGGGCAAAGAACAGAAGGAGACCAACAUCGAAUCCAUGAAAAUGGAGGGCUCCCGGGGCCGGCUGCGGGGUGGCUUGGGCUGGGAGUCCAGCCUCCGCCAGCGGCCCAUGCCGCGGCUCACCUUCCAGGCUGGGGACCCCUACUACAUCAGCAAGCGCAAGCGGGACGAGUGGCUGGCACGCUGGAAAAGGGAGGGCUCCUGGAGCAGGUUUUGAGAAGGAAUGGGCGUGUGGAUCGUAGCCUCAAAGACGAGUGUGAUACGGCUGAGAAGAAAGCCAAGGUCAUUGCAGUAAUGAAUGCUGUGGAAGAGAACCAGGGCUCCGGGGAGGCUCAGAAGGUGGAGGAGGCCAGCCCUCCUGCUGUGCAGCAGCCCACUGACCCAGCAUCUCCCACUGUGGCCACCACACCCGAGCCCGUGGGGGCUGACGCUGGGGACAAGAAUGCCACCAAAUCAGCCGAUGAUGAGCCAGAGUAUGAGGACGGCCGGGGCUUUGGCAUUGGGGAGCUGGUGUGGGGGAAACUGCGGGGCUUCUCCUGGUGGCCAGGCCGCAUUGUGUCUUGGUGGAUGACGGGCCGGAGCCGUGCAGCUGAAGGCACCCGCUGGGUCAUGUGGUUCGGAGACGGCAAGUUCUCAGUGGUGUGUGUAGAGAAGCUGAUGCCGCUGAGCUCGUUCUGCAGCGCCUUCCACCAGGCCACCUACAACAAGCAGCCCAUGUAUCGCAAAGCCAUCUACGAAGUCCUCCAGGUGGCCAGUAGCCGUGCCGGGAAGCUGUUCCCAGCCUGCCAUGACAGUGACGAGAGUGACACUGCCAAGGCUGUGGAGGUGCAGAACAAGCAGAUGAUUGAAUGGGCCCUCGGGGGGUUCCAGCCCUCUGGCCCAAAGGGCCUAGAGCCACCAGAAGAGGAGAAAAAUCCCUACAAGGAAGUUUACACAGACAUGUGGGUUGAACCCGAGGCAGCUGCCUAUGCACCACCCCCACCAGCCAAAAAGCCGCGAAAGAGCACAACUGAGAAGCCCAAGGUCAAGGAGAUUAUUGAUGAACGCACAAGAGAGCGGCUGGUGUAUGAGGUGCGGCAGAAAUGCCGGAACAUUGAGGAUAUUUGCAUCUCUUGUGGGAGCCUCAAUGUCACCCUGGAGCAUCCUCUGUUCAUUGGUGGAAUGUGCCAGAACUGCAAGAACUGCUUCCUGGAGUGUGCGUACCAGUAUGAUGAUGACGGUUAUCAGUCCUAUUGCACCAUCUGCUGUGGGGGCCGUGAGGUGCUCAUGUGUGGGAACAACAACUGCUGUAGGUGUUUUUGUGUGGAGUGCGUGGAUCUCUUGGUGGGGCCGGGGGCUGCCCAAGCAGCCAUUAAGGAAGACCCCUGGAACUGCUACAUGUGCGGGCACAAGGGCACUUAUGGGCUGCUGCGGCGGCGAGACGACUGGCCCUCACGGCUUCAGAUGUUCUUCGCCAAUAACCACGACCAGGAAUUUGAUCCUCCGAAGGUUUACCCACCUGUCCCAGCCGAGAAAAGGAAGCCCAUCCGGGUGCUGUCUCUCUUUGAUGGAAUUGCUACAGGGCUCCUGGUGCUGAAGGACUUGGGCAUCCAGGUGGACCGCUACAUAGCUUCGGAGGUGUGUGAGGACUCCAUCACAGUGGGCAUGGUGCGACAUCAGGGGAAGAUCAUGUACGUCGGGGACGUCCGCAGUGUCACACAGAAGCAUAUCCAGGAGUGGGGCCCAUUCGAUCUGGUGAUUGGGGGCAGUCCCUGCAAUGAUCUCUCAAUCGUCAACCCUGCCCGCAAGGGACUCUACGAGGGCACUGGCCGGCUCUUCUUUGAGUUCUACCGCCUCCUGCAUGAUGCGCGGCCCAAGGAGGGAGAUGACCGCCCCUUCUUCUGGCUCUUUGAGAAUGUGGUGGCCAUGGGCGUUAGUGACAAGAGGGACAUCUCGCGAUUUCUCGAGUCCAACCCUGUGAUGAUUGAUGCCAAAGAAGUGUCAGCCGCACAUAGGGCCCGCUACUUCUGGGGUAACCUUCCCGGUAUGAACAGGCCAUUGGCAUCCACUGUGAAUGAUAAGCUGGAGCUGCAGGAGUGUCUGGAACAUGGCAGAAUAGCCAAGUUCAGCAAAGUGAGGACCAUUACUACUAGGUCAAACUCCAUAAAACAGGGCAAAGACCAGCAUUUCCCCGUCUUCAUGAAUGAGAAAGAGGACAUCCUAUGGUGCACUGAAAUGGAAAGGGUUUUUGGCUUCCCUGUCCACUAUACUGACGUCUCCAACAUGAGCCGCUUGGCGAGGCAGAGACUGCUGGGCCGGUCGUGGAGCGUGCCAGUCAUCCGCCACCUCUUCGCUCCACUGAAGGAAUAUUUUGCUUGUGUGUAAGGGACAUGGGGGCAAACUGAGGUAGUGACACAAAGUUAAACAAACAAACAAAAAAAACACAAAACACAAUAAAACACCAAGAACGUGAGGAUGGAGAGAAGUAUCAGCACCCAGAAGAGAAAAAGGAAUUUAAAACAAACCACAGAGGCGGAAAUACCGGAGGGCUUUGCCUUGCGAAAAGGGUUGGACAUCAUCUCCUGAUUUUUCAAUGUUAAUCUUCAGUCCUAUUUAAAAAAAGAAAACACAAAAACCAACCAAGUCCCCUCCCCUCCCCCUUCUUUUUUUUUUUUUUUUUUUGUAAAACCUUUUGUUUUCUACUCUUUCCAGAGGGGUUUUGUUUGUUUGGGUUUUUGUUUCUUGCUGUGACUGAAACAAGAGGGUUAUUACAGCAAAAAUCAGUGACAAAAAAAAUAGUAACAAUACCUUGCAGAGGAAAGGUGGAAGAGAGGGGAAAAAGGAAAUAGAAAUCUAUAUAUUGGGUAUAUAUAUAUUUUUUAAAUCUUUUUCUUUUUGUUGUCUCUAGCCUGGUCAGAUAGGAGCACAAGCGGGGACAGAAAAGAGACACUCAGGUGGCAGAAUUCUCUCCCAGCCCCUGAGCUGUCUUACCAGCACCAUUCCUGGUCAUGCAGACAGAACCCAGCUAGCAGCAGGGAGACCGAACACCACAUAAGAUACUUUUCUACAGUAUUUCAGGUGCCUACACACAGGAAACCUUGAAGAAUACCAGUUUCUAGAAGCCGCUGUUACCUCUUGUUUACAGUUUAUAUAUAUAUGAUAGAUAUGAGAUAUAUAUAUAAAAGGUACUGUUAACUACUGUACAACCUGACUUCAUAAUGGUGCUUUAAAACAGCGAGAUGAGUAAAAACAUCAGCUUCCACCUGGCCUUAUGUGCAAAGGGUUUUAAACAAGGAUGGAGAAAGGGAUUCAGCUCGAAGAUGGCGCUUUGUCUGGUGGGGUUUCCCCUUGAUUUUAACAAGAUGAAGGAGGAGAACUGGUGUGUCGUUCUCCCACUUCUCCCUGCCAAAAUGGGGGUCAGCUUAGGUGGUUGGGAUCCUGGGGGGCUGAGCAUGGAGUCCAUCCAGACUCAGGCAAUAACUUGAAUUUUUUCUAAAAAGAGACUCCCUUAGCAAGAUGGCAGGGUAAGGAGUCUUCCUUCCUGAUUGCUCAUGUUAGUGGAGUUGAGGGCUCCUUGUGGGAUCAGAAAUAGUCCAGAGUGUGGGAAAUUGACAGUUAAAAACCCCACCUGGAGCAAAUAAAAAAACAUACAAAACGUACUGGUGCUUUCCUGUCUAAGUCGCCUUUUGUGUGUUCUUUUAUGAGGCCCUCACCAUCCUCCCCUCUGUGCACAAGGCGGCUCUGGGCCCCUGGAAUGUGAUGUUUUUGGUCAUCUCCAAAGGCUGCAGUUUUAUACUGGGAGGCUGAUGACACCUUUUAUUAUAAUUAUUCUUAUGGUUCUGGUUAUAAUUAUGUUGUUUUAAGAUUUUCUUUAAGAAAACAAAACCCAACACCCUUUAGGUUUCAAACCAAGGUGCGGGAGCAGGGUGCUUCUAAGUUAGCGGUGGCUCUGGUGCCCUGGCUCCCUUCCCCCUGGGCCAGGUGGGCCACUGGGCAGUGCGGUGACAAGCUGGACGGCCAGGGAGUCCCCCAGGCCUGCCCUCCGGGCUGGUCGCUCUUGCUCUUCUCUUCUACUUCCCCUCCUCUGAGUCAGGUGUGUCAGGGCCGGGGGAGGCCUGCGGUCUCUCUCCUGUGUGUGUGCUUGGAGUGGUGUGCGUUUCUUUUCUAGUGUUUGGUCUGAUGAUAGCUGUGCUCUUGCCUCAAGUCAGCAGCGCCUGGGGCCCCACGUGCUCGCACUUUGUUCUGCUUCCUAGGGGCAGCUGGCCUGGCCUGGCCUGGCGUUGGCGGUGGGAAGGGAUGGCGUUGCUGGCUCCAGGGUGAGGGCCCAACGGGCAGAGCUUGCCUGGAUGGAUGGGGUGUAGAUAUGUGGCAUAUAGAGAUAUAUAUUUUAUAAUGGGAGGGGGGGCGGCACCUCCUGGGACCGGCAGAGCUGGGAGGUGUGCCGUCAAGCACAUGGUCCCAAGUCCGCAUCCCUAGAAAAGAUGGGGCCUAUGGUGAUAGGCGCUAUAUAAAUACAUAGAUAGGGUCAUGUAUAAGAAAUAUUAUGUAGUGGGGAGUGGGGGGAAACGGGCUCGGUGUGCUGAGCCCGGGUCCCUACUGCAGGCAUAAACCCCACACCAAUCAGUCUCACAUGCACAGGAACCUACUUCUAUUUGGAUGCAUAGCGAGUCACUCACCAGGGAGCUCCCAUUACUUCUCCCCAGGAUUCAGGACUUUGUGGAGUCAGCCCGAGCAGCUCUUUACCUCUGUUGCCCUGAUUGCAGGUAGACUGUCGAUCCCAGAAGUUGCUAGGUGCUGAAGGUAGGAAGAGGAGGUGGUUUGAUCCGGAGAAGGUGCUUCCUCUAGCAGGUCGUGUUCUAUCCAUUUUGCCCCUGGUGAUGUCAAAGAUUCUUCUGUUAGCAACCUGUGAUACUGACCUGCAACUCUAGGCACCAGUCAAGUCAGCCCUCUACUCCCCCUACCUAUUCUCCCCAAACAAAAUCAAAUUGACAUCCCUGUCUGUCUUGGCCACAGGGCUUCCAUUGGGAAAAAAGUAAUAAUGAUGGGACAGUGAACUUCGCCUUUUCAAUAAAGCAAAUUAGUAAUUAGUGACAAAACUACACCAAGGCUUUGAACCCCUUGCUCAUUGCUCAGGAGUAAAGCUCACAGCUGUGGCCACUCGCUCCUUGUUGGGGCAGGUAGUCCUGGCCCCAGUCUACUCAGUUCCUUGGUAGAUGGAUUUCAUAAGAUCACACCCAGUUGCUCCCUGCCACUUCCCUGACAUGGCAGGUGGUGACUGGAGCAGCUAGGAGAGGGGGAGGCCUGCCCCUGCCCCAGCAGAGUCCCUCCUUGCUUCUGCAGGGCUCCCUCCUGACCUGGAGUCUACCAGCACUGCUCCAGAGGGCUGAGGGGAGGAGGGCUGCCUCAAGCAGUCCAAGGUGCUCCCUCCCCUGCUGGCCAACACCAAGGUCUUCCCAGAUCUGCAUCAGGACAGUCUCGGAGGGCUUUCCCCUUCCAACACUGCUGGCUCUCCUGAGCCUCUGUCCACUGCUUAUGUGAAGGAGUCAGCCUUUCCCAGUGGCCCCAGCUCCACCCUAGCUGGGGCUGGUGCUCCCCCAAAGGUUGGCAUGGGGACUCAGGAAGAACCUGUGAAUGUGGCAAGAGCCAGGGGCCAGCACAUGCUGGCCAGCUUGUUCUGAGAGAGUGCUGGGCACAUUGGCCUGUGGCUGACUACUUAGCACCUGUUUCUCCCACUCUAGUAACCUGCCAAGGCCCCCAAAAUGGACAUGGUGCCCCCAUACAGGGACAGGAGUUAAUCACCAGCUUUUCUUCCAGCUCUUCCUGUGGGCUUGGUCUUACAGUAGAAUUUGGUAGGGUGAAGGGAACUUGGGGAAUGUGCCAACUUGGUCCAAGUGGUGUUCCCUUCAUCCACCUCCAUCCCUGUGGGGGACUUCUGAGGACAGGUAUUUGGUACCUUCCAAAGGGGCCUCAGCCGAGUGGGCCAUGGGAGGGUUAGGGGUGGGGAGUGUUGAGCUUGCUGUAGAAGAAGCCAAGGGCGGGGGCAGUGGAUCUGGAGAAACCAGAAGGGCCUGGGGAUAAUCCCCAAGGGUGUUCCCUAUGGGAUUUCCUUUCCAAAGAGCAGGCCCAUCUUCUUGAAACCAGGGUGCUAGGAGCCCAGGUGACAGCCUCCCUCCUGAGGGUGCCAAGUGGAGCAUGGUGCCAAAGAGAUCCAUGGCCCUUGCGUGGGGGAGGCAGCUGGGUGCUAGUGCCAGGGUCACAAGCCUUGGCCUCCCGCCUAAGGAGGCACUCAAUCCCAGCAGAUGGCUGCGAGCCUAAGGGCCUCAGGCUGGCUGGUGCUAACCCCUUUCCUGUGGGACCGACUGGAACAGUGGGCUAGUGGGGAGCCCGCAGGUGAGGAUCAGAGGGCUCUUGAAGUCUGCUCUCUGGCCUCAGAGCUUCCUUGCUGUUUGACAUCCUAUCAGAAAAAAACUUCCCCAAAAAACAUCCAGGACCUCUUAGCCUUUGAAAGGCCUGGGCAUGGUUGGCAGGUGGAGAUGAAGGUUUUGGUGAGUGGCUGGGGUGUGGUCGGGAAAGGCAGACCCCAGCAGGAAGGCAGGCUGAUGCUGAAAGUCUCUAACUAGUCAGCUGGCUCCCCUCACCUGCUUGCUGGCCCCAGGCCACAGCUGCUCUGGGGGAGCCUCUGAGUGUUGCCAUCUCUAGCACAGGGAAGUCCAUAGGAGGAGCAAGGGAGUGUGGUUCAGCUGAGCCUGCUUGGAGACGUGCUAACAGGAAAACUGCAAUCAUUAGUGUUCAUAUUUUUUAUGAUGUAAGUCUAUAUCAGUAGGUCUUGAAUUCCUCUUGCUGUUCUGCGUGGCGCAGAGUUGCUGUGACUAGUGUCUUUGGAGCUGUCAUUUCAUAGGAGCCCUGUGAGCUGUAGGCUGGGCCUGUGGGGCUUGCCUGGCGCCUCUCGUGAGGAGGCUGCUGCUGCUGCUUGCUCUGGUCAGGGGAACCCGAGAGAUGUGAUUCUGGAGACUGUUUCCAGGCAGGGCCACAGCUUGAUCCUGGGAAGGUAACAAUCUGCAUUCAUCUUUUUCUAGUCUGCGUGCUCCCAGUGCUUGUGACUAGAAUAUGAUACCGAGUUGUCCCUCUUGGCAGGGAGCCGCUGUGCCUCCCACUCCCCCCAGCACGGGGAAGGGGUUACCGAGGGAUGGCUGGAGUUGGAGUGGCCCUCUGGGGUUAACUACAGGUGGCCAGGCCUUGUGCUGGGGUCAGGAGGACUGGAGAGGAAAGGACAUAGAUGAACCCUAUUGUUCUAGUGUAAGCUCUUGGAUCUUUACGUUUUGGUAAAGAAGGGCUGGGGUCUUUGAGAAGUGAGGAUCUCGCACCUUUGGGUUUCAGAGACCCGGCUAAGGUGGGCCUUUGGUUGGGGACCUGUCUCCAACUCUAGGCAGUGGAGUUUGGGCAGUGCGAGAAGCAAGCAGGUCAGAGUAGGGAGGGGAAGGAGGGAGGCCUUGCUGGGGGGACUCCCCCCUAACUUCCCAGAGGCCCCCUGGGCGUCUGCAACUCCAGCAACUGGAAAGCUCCAGGGAUCUGCUCCCUUGAGGGCGCAGAGGGGGACUCCCCAGACACCCGGCUCCAGCCUGUGCCUGAGGACGUGAGCAGCGGUCUAAAGCGUCACUGUAGUCCCAUUCACUAACAGACCGAUUUGGUUGCACAGCCCUAGAAUCCAACAGACGACAAAAAUGCCGAAAUUCCUUAGAAUACGCAGAGGGAGGAGGUGACUCAACAAGGUGCUAAAACAUUUUAUUAAAAAUAUAUAUUGUUAAAUUAAGUCUGCUGUCUGGACAAUGACUGUUUGUUUUGUUUUCUUGUAGUGGAGUUUAAAAGAGACUAUUAUUUUACUCUGAUAUAUUAUUAUUAAAAAGGCAUUUUAACUUUGUACUUGAAAACUAAGUGAGCGAUUUCACGUGUUUUAGCUGAGGCAUUGAAGUAGCGGGUGCUUACUUAUUUGUGGGAAAUCAUGUAUUCAUACUGAAGAAUAAACUCCGUAGCUGAUUUGGUAAUAACUUUUACUGUUACAGACGAUUGCGCUUUGACCCCGGUGGCAGAGCACUUCUACUCCACAUUCCACGCAGCUAAAUGCAGGACUUUCCAGAUUCUUCCCUCCCUGGCCCUCCUUCCUUUCUCUUAAGUUCCUCUCUUUUCCUUUGUUUUGUUUUUGUUUUUCCUGGUUCCAGCAUCCUUUUCACCACUGUAUUUUUUUUAGGGUUGCUUCUCUAUUUAUUGACAAUAAUAAUGUACAUUUCACAGUCUGGUUCUGGGACAGCUGGGAGGGGCGCGGGGGGGUUCCGCAGGGCCCCGCCGCCCGCCCGGCGUUCUGUUGUAUCUCUGUGUACGUGAUUGCUCGUGACAUAGCUGUUUAUGAAAUAAUUAAAGAGGUCAAUGCGUACAGCAGAUGUAGAAAGUCUGUCAGUUCCGCCUUCAUCACAUUUUUUUUGUGCCCAGAAGAAUAUAAUAAAGCUCCUUUCUAAUGUA
Molecule: messenger RNA, 8531 nt
Organism: Marmota flaviventris (yellow-bellied marmot)
Lineage: Eukaryota; Metazoa; Chordata; Mammalia; Rodentia; Sciuridae
Source: RefSeq, a predicted model, not a curated record